Cydia amplana is the source of this 475-nucleotide messenger RNA. RefSeq lists its product as uncharacterized. The record is from RefSeq and is a predicted model, not a curated record. The transcript is spliced from 2 exons. Lineage: Eukaryota; Metazoa; Arthropoda; Insecta; Lepidoptera; Tortricidae. The coding region runs from base 5 to 472 and encodes 155 amino acids.
CAAUAUGAAGUUGAUCACAUUUUCCAUGAUAAUUUUCGGAGCUAUCGCCACCAGUGAAGCAUCGGUAGUCCCCAGCAACAAAGAUAUAUAUGUUCUGGACCAACCUACAUCAAAUAAUAUAUACAUAUCCCUACUACCAUUGGAAAACCCAAGCAAACAUACUGGGACGGAACCUAAAGAAUUGAACAUUUUACGUCAACAAAUGAAAGAGAUUAUGAAGAGGAUGUGCGGCCGAGAUGUCAAGUCGGGUGAAACGGAAUCGGACAUGUAUACCUGUGCGAUUAAGACGCUUACUUCGUUUAUUGGGUGUAUGCAUAUGGAUACAGAUGGUUUGAAAGAUACAAUUGAAGCCGACCCGUUUAUGAAAUGCCUCAGCCAGGCCCUGAGCGUGUUCGUGAAAUGCCUGAUAUCAAAACCAUCGUCUGUAGUUGUCGAUAAUUACGCUCCCGAUGUAGUUAUGCAUGUGAAAUAAUUG